CCUUCGUGAAGACGUCAAUGGCUGUUUUAUUACGUUUUUGAAAAUCGUUAACGGCCUCUACGUCAAUUCCUUAAAACUUUUGGCUGAUUAGUGGUGUUAGUUAAAUUAUUUGACUCUUCCACUUUUGAACAAGAUGGCAUCGUAUCCUAAGAAGAAGUGCGGUGUCCUUGGUGCCACAGGCUCCGUGGGCCAGAGGUUUAUCCUCUUGCUCGCCGACCAUCCUUUCUUGGAGCUCCACGCCGUCGGUGCUUCGGAGCGUUCUGCCGGCAAGGCUUAUAAGGACGCUGUAAGAUGGAAACAGACCAAAGCUAUGUCCGAGGAGCUCAGCAACCUGGUUCUCCGGGAUUGUAAGGCCUCUAAGUUUGCCGACUGUGACCUUGUGUUUUCUGGUCUGAACAGUGAUAUUGCGGGUGAAGUUGAGAUGGAAUUCAUCAAGGCCGAAAUUCCUGUGUUCUCAAACGCAAAGAACUACCGCAAGCAUCCCUUGGUGCCCCUCAUUGUGCCUACGGUCAAUCCUCAUCACUUUGACCUAAUCCCCCACCAAAGGAAAGAAUUCGGUCUGAAAAAGGGUUUCCUGGUGUGCAACUCCAACUGUGCGGUGAUCGGUAUCGUCAUCCCCUUCGCCGCUCUCCAGGCCAAGUUUGGCCCUGUCGAAGAGGUUGAAGUCUUCACUGAACAGGCCGUGUCGGGGGCUGGCUACCCCGGUGUGCCCAGCAUGGAUGUUAUGGACAACGUGAUCCCUUUCAUUAGUGGUGAAGAAGAUAAGCUUGAGAACGAGGCCCAGAAGAUCUUGGGUUCUUUGAAUGUAGAUGCCACCGCUUUCGAGGAGCAGGCUGGUCUUCGAGUUGGAGCCACAUGCACUCGGGUCGGCGUUACCGAUGGUCAUAUGGCGUUUGUUUCGCUGAGAUUCAAGAACCGUCCAGGUCCUAGCGCUGAGCAGGUUGUGCAGGCGAUGAGGGAAUAUCAGUCCGAAGCGCAGAAAUUAGGGGCGCCUUCGGCCCCUAAGGAGGCGAUUCGGGUGUUCGACGAGCCUGACAGGCCACAACCAAGACUCGACAGAGACAUCUCGGGCGGAUACACUGUCAGCGUGGGUCGCGUGCGUGAAGGCGCCCAGGGAGGCUACUUCGACCUCCGGUUUGCUGCGCUCUCACACAACACGGUCCUUGGAGCCGCUGGGUCCUCGAUCCUCAAUGCAGAGGUUGCUGUCAUCAAGGGAUACGUUUGAUUAAAAUAGAGGCAUAGAUUUGAGUACAUAGGUAAUUAGAGCGUUCGAUACCAUUCUCACCAGAAAACUAUAGAUCCAUGGGAGUCAAUAGUAUAUGGGUUAUGUAAUCACCAACAGGAAGGGGGUGGAGAAAGGAGUGGGCCUAGAUCAGGACUAGCGUUAAAACAGUACACCCUAGCCCUAAUUGCCUAAUUCGGCCAAGCACAAACUCCACUAAGCGAGGUUUUC
Molecule: messenger RNA, 1453 nt
Organism: Aspergillus alliaceus
Lineage: Eukaryota; Fungi; Ascomycota; Eurotiomycetes; Eurotiales; Aspergillaceae
Product: aspartate-semialdehyde dehydrogenase family protein
Exons: 3
Coding region: 134-1225 (363 amino acids)
Biological process (GO): L-threonine biosynthetic process
Molecular function (GO): aspartate-semialdehyde dehydrogenase (NADP+) activity; NADP binding; protein dimerization activity
Source: RefSeq, a predicted model, not a curated record